This is a messenger RNA of Cololabis saira (Pacific saury), 5307 nucleotides long. RefSeq names its product G protein-coupled receptor 37b (gene gpr37b). Bases 756 to 2543 code for a protein of 595 amino acids. Gene Ontology annotation, biological process: positive regulation of MAPK cascade; adenylate cyclase-inhibiting G protein-coupled receptor signaling pathway. The transcript has 2 exons. Gene Ontology annotation, molecular function: prosaposin receptor activity; G protein-coupled peptide receptor activity. NCBI's taxonomy places the organism in Eukaryota, Metazoa, Chordata, Actinopteri, Beloniformes, Belonidae. The record is from RefSeq and is a predicted model, not a curated record. Gene Ontology annotation, cellular component: signaling receptor complex; plasma membrane.
UUCAGCCUCACUUCACUCCUCUCUCUGCUCCGGCAUCGCAGCCUGCUGGGCUUUUCCACCCUGGGCUGCACCCGCAUUGCUGCUGCUGCAGACCCAACCCACCACAUCUGCUCUUUUGUUGCUCUUAUCAACAGCUGGAAACGGAUUUGUGCGCUUUUGGGAAAUGCAAAAAUACCCCCCUCCCUGCAUGUUAUUUCACUCCGGAUCUCGCCACUGAUCCUCCGUCUCUGUCCUUUUUAAUGUCAAGACUUUGCAAACGGCAGUGAUCGGGGAGGAGAGCACCACUGCUGCUGCUGCUGCUGCUGCUUGGAUAUUACUCACAAGUUUGCAGAGAUUACAUCUCAAAUGUAGCUGUGUUUUUUUAUUUUGUUUUUACAGCUGGAUUUACCUCUUGUGCCGUCUCCACCAUGGGUGUUGACUGAUCGGAAUGGUAUCUUUUCAGCUGCCAUCAAAAGGAAUGAACCCCUGAGGACUGAAGCUGCGCUCAUAUUAUCAUAUUCAUCUAUUGGUCUUCAGCAGGAGGGUCCCCCCUUAUGAGCCUGGUCCUGCUCAACGUUUCUUCCCUCCCAAAGGGGAGUUUUUCCUUGCCACUGUUUGGCUUAAGGCUUUUCUCCCACUAAGGGGGGUUUUGACCUGCCAUUGUUUAUGUAAUAAUUGCUCGGGGGUCAUGUUCUGGGUCUCUGGAAAGCACCUAGAGACAACUUUUGUUGUAUUAGACGCUAUAUAAAUAAAAUUGAAUUGAAUAUUCCUGGAUCAUGCAGAUCCUGCCGCCCGGGACGCUAUUCGUGUUACUCGCCCACACACAUGUGCUGUUAUCCCUGAGAAAUUAUGGAGAGCUUCCACGUGAGGAGGACGGCGACUCCUCCAGGACUUUUCCUCGCCAAAGCCAAGCCCGGGACCGCGCGCUGCUGCUGCCCGGCUACGCCACAGGUGCGCUCCUCCGGGGGGGCCUCAACUCCACUCACCCGGGGAAGAGGGGGUCCCUGGGACCAGUGAGGAGACACAACAGAUUCAAUAGGAGCGUGACCCCCGCGGAGGAUCCCGGCGGCGUCUCCCACUGGGACGCGCCGCGCCACCACAACAAGAGGAUAAAGUUGAAUGGAGCUCUGAGCGGAACGCCAGCAGGUGGACGCCACAACAAGUCUCCCUUAAUGGGACGAGGGGGGCUGGAGGAGGGAGACAGGCACACGAGAGGCACAAAAGAUGAGCAGAAAAAAGCCUGGAAGAGGGGGAGAAACAGACAGGACAAAAGCCCUGCGGUCAUGGCUCAGGCUUACGCGUCGCCGUGGGAACCGCUGCCCAAGCCGGUGGCCCUCACCUCCACCGACCUGCCCUUUGACCUGUUUACAAGGAGGGCCGAGUUUUACACCGUCAGGGAGGAGAACCCCUGGGACGCCACGCCGAUCACCCCUCCCGGCUCGCAGGACUUCGGGGAUGAGAUCAAGAACCCUUUUUACCCGGUGACCAGCGAGACCUUUGGCGCGUACGCCAUCACCUGCGUGUCCGGGGUCAUCUUCCUGGUGGGCAUCGCCGGCAACAUCGCCAUCCUCUGCAUAGUGUGCCAGAACUACUACAUGAAAAGCAUCUCCAACUCGCUGCUGGCCAAUCUGGCCGUGUGGGACUUUGUGCUCAUCUUCUUCUGCCUACCCAUGGUGGUUUUCCAUGAACUGACAAAGUCCUGGCUGAUGGGGGAGUUUACCUGCAGAGUGGUGCCCUACGUGGAGGUGGCCUCCUUGGGUGUCACUACUUUCACCUUGUGCGCUCUCUGCAUCGACCGCUUCCGUGCAGCCACCAACGUCCAGAUGUACUAUGAGAUGAUAGAGAACUGCACAUCUACAACCGCCAAGCUCGCAGUCAUUUGGAUUGGUGCACUGCUCUUGGCCCUCCCAGAGCUCCUCAUUCGACAGCUAGUGAAGGAGGAUACAGGACUCCCGGACGAGCCCCUAGAGGAACGCUGUAUUAUCAGGAUAUCCACCUCACUGCCUGACAUGCUCUAUGUGCUAGGCCUGACCUAUGAGGGGGCCCGGCUGUGGUGGUGCUUUGGCUGCUACUUUUGCCUUCCAACCCUCUUCACCAUUGGAUGCUCACUGGUGACGGCACGCAAAAUCCGGCACGCAGAGCAGGCCAGCGUGCGCAGCAAUAAGAAGCAGAUACGGCUAGAGAGCCAGAUGAACUGCACGGUUGUGGCACUGGCGAUAGUCUACGGUGCAUGUGUGGUGCCUGAGAACAUCUGCAACAUAGUUUCUGCAUACAUGGCAGCUGGUGUUCCUGAGCACACCAUGUCCGUCUUACACCUUCUCUCCCAGCUGCUUCUGUUCUGCCGGGCCGCCGUGACGCCUGCCCUCCUGCUUCUCCUGUGUCGCCCACUGGGCAGGGCCUUCAUGGACUGCUGCUGUUGCUGCUGCUGCUGUAACAACGCCCCCUCCUCAGCCACGGCCAGUGACGAUAACGAACAUGAGUGCACUACGGAGUUGGAGCUCUCGCCCUUUAGCACCAUCCGGAGGGAGCUGAGUAACUACACACCUGCCGGCUCCAACUGCUAAAGUGACAUUACGCAUCAGGGGAGGAGGAUUCACUGGGCGGCUACAAGCCUGUGGCUAGAAUUUCUCAGACUCACUGGGAGAGAUUUACCUCACCUAGUCAACUCUCAUUUUUUAAUGGCUGCAUGAAUGAAGUUGGACACCAAAAAAGAAAAAUGAAAAAAAAUCACCUUCAUCCAGUGGUCCUACAUACCCAGCUGUCACAUUUAAAAAAAUGACUUCCUUUUUUCCAGAACAGCUACUGAAUAUCUUAUUUUAUUUUCAUGCCUGGGGUACUAUUUAACCGUGAUGAUUCAUAUUUUUACCAAUCCUGCCUAAAAACUUUUAAGACUGUCAAAGAACCCUUCUAUUUGGCCUUGUAUGCCUAAAUACUGUAUGAUGGUUAGUCAGGGUGGUUUUUGAUGGUGGCCUGUCUAAUCUGUGAUUACUCAUAAAUUAACCUGAUUAUGACAAUAAAAAAAGAAGCAAUAUUAAUAGUGUAAAACAGCUUUACAGAACAUGAAACUAUAAGAUAGCUGGUCAACAGUUUGAUGACAAAUGUGCUUGGUUGUCCUGACUAACAUUUAUAACUGAGAAUACCCUGUAUCAUUUAACUGAAGGGAGAAAUGAUCAAUGCCAAUCAUCUUAAAAUUGUGUCACUUGUAAAAUAUGGGUACUUGGAUGAUUAGCUAUGGUGUGCAUUUUGUAUAUUAACUCAGAUACAGUAUCCACCUAAAACAUGGAGGCUCACACUGCCUGUUACAAUACACAAUUGUGUUUACAGACUUCAUAAAUGUACAUGUAGAUAUAAAGAUGUUCAUAUAGGAUCAAGGCUUACAAUAAUUAAAUCAGCGGUUGUGAUGGUUUACUAAAGGAAAUCAUAGAUAAGAGAUUGCAUUGCAAAAACCAGCUGUACACAACACCACUUAGGACUGUGUAUAGAAAUAUAUCCAGUCCACUCAGACAUAACUGGGCUGGUCUCAGAAUACUACGAACAUCGAUGUGAGUGCAAGUAAAAGGUAUUUAAUAGUUGAAUGAAGCUGAAUAAGAUAUUGAAUGGGGUGAAUAUGAAUGGAGUGGAAAAUAACAGAAAAAGGAUGGACUGGUCUAAGGUGAACAGUUUCUCACUACACUGUCGUGUCAUGUUACGCCUUACACUUUGGGCUGUAUAUACAGUAUAUACAAUGUACAAUUUCUUUUGGUGCUCUUAUGAUGAAUGCGCUGUAAACAACAAAUCCAUGGGUUCGACUUAGAAACACAAGGAACUGAGCUGUGUGCUUUGCUUCAGAUCACAAAGAUGGAUUACAGUUAUCUGUGACUCUAGAAGGCAUAAACAAUGGAAAGGUAAAAGAUGGGGGCGGGGGGCUGCGACACACACAGUUUGGAGCAAUCAUUGCCUUUACUGGUAGCACAUUAUUUUACAGAACAGUUAUUUCUAGUGUUUACUAAUCCACUGGGAACAGUUUCUUGUAAGUAAGAUUGUACAGGUCAGUAGAUACAAUAUUCAUAUUCAUAUUCACAUUUUAUUCUCAUAUUGGUACAGAAAUAUAAUUACUGCUAGUGUGACAUAUUAAUUAUAAUUAUAAUUUAUAAUGAAACUAUAUUAUCAGAUGAGGAUCAAUGCUACAUCAUAUAUACUGGAGAACUCCAGAAGGACUGUACAUUUACAAGGAAUUAUAUAUUUGUACCAAUUAUCACCGAAAAGUUAAUUUUUUACACAAAGCAGCUGUUUUAUUUUUGGUAUUUAUUUACUAUCUCUGAACUGUAAGACAAAGUGCUACUUCUGUCUCAAAAUCAAUUACUGAACCCCUCCCCCUACUAGUAAUAGUUAGGACAUAAGACAGGUUUCCAUUUGUGGGAGUCUGGGGUGGUUUUACAGGGCUUUAAUCAUUGUUCCCAUUGGGACGAACCCCCUAAUAAAAAUCUGAGAACCUCUCCGGGGCUGAAGCGCAUCCCUGCCAUUUAUUAUGGCACUUCAGCACAGCUCCAUAAAACUGCUGGGUGGGAUGUGGUGUUGACUUGGUACUGACUGGGUAUGCUGUAGCCAGGAGAUGAUAUCUUGAUAUCCUCUUCCAGUUCAAGUUGUUUCUACUUAUUCACCAUCAACAUUGUAGUUUAUACGACCGGCAAGUAGGAUCAUGGCAGCAAUCUCAGCUCCUUCAGUGCUGAUCUUGUCAGACUAAUUAGUUUUUUUCUUUUUCUUAGCAAUCAUUUAAAUUUUAGCGGUUGGAAAGACAGUGAACACAGAGCACUCCUGCCACCAGGUGGUAUGGAGUUGUCGUCUGCCAACUCUAAAUGGAGAAACAACAGAGGACUUAGGAGGACGUCAGCCCUGUUGCAAUUCCAGCCUUGUGGGUUUUCCCCCAGACCCCCACUACUCAGAUAGCAAAGAAUGUUGGCCCAGACUUGGCUUAUAUCUGUGGUUUUCCUUGCCCACAUUUGGCUUUGACUAAUGGUAUAGACAUAAGUUGAGUGUGGCUGCCUAAACGUGAUGACAUAUCCACCAGAGAUGGCCCAAUGCUUCCCUUUCCUGGGCCUUUGGACCACACCCGGCCCUCACGACACUUGCCUUAUUCCAUGUAAAAACUAGCUUUUGAAACAUCGGACACAUCUGGCUCAUAAAAGACAUGCCAAAAAAGUUUGGCCCAGUUUAUGAACUCUGGGAAACCUCUGGCACUUACCAUUGUCGCAACAGAGCCAUAAAUGCCACAAGUUGCCCACGUCAGGCCCAAAUGUGCCUGCUAUCUGUGAAAUGGAAACCUAAGGGCUGUGUCAAAUAGCCCCCACU